AGAAAAUAGUUUGCCCUACUUUUGGGGUCGAAUUACCCAUACCUGAGUGAUUGUGUUGACAUCUGGGCUUCUUGGAAAGACUGGAAGAGCAGCUGUUUUACUUAAGUAUAGCCAAUCACUUCUUAUGAAACCUGGAGUCGACACGAUUUCAACAAACAGGUGUCAGAAAAGCAGGGCGUGUGGCCAUCGUCUACAAACUUCUUGGUAGGACCAAACGUACCUCCUUAAAGUCGGAAACAUGCGUAUGGCAUCUAGUGCAUGAAGAGAAAAGGCUACUCAAGAUAGCUACUCUCAGGUGGUAAAGGUUUAAGAAGAAGACGAUAAGAAGCAGACAUGAGGUUGGGUCAGGUUGUCCAGUCGUCCUGCCUGACCCCGUGUGAUGUGUGCCCGGGUACGGUCUCCCCUGCCGUCAGGACCUGUAUCGGCUGUGAGCUGUCCUACUGCAAGGACUGUCUGGAGAGAACACACGGAAACGACGGACUAGGCCAUUGCUUGGUGAAACCAGACGACCAUGUGGAGUCGGAGAUGCCGCGGUGCAGACAGCACGGCCAGCUGGUGGAGCUGUUCUGUCAGACGGACGGCGUCCCCGUCUGUCUGGAGUGUUUACAAACCGGCAGGCACAAAGGUCACAGCGCCACAUCUAUGGAAGACUGGGCCAAUGACGAACAGAAGCGCCACGAUGCCAGGGCAGUUCGCAAACGAGCACGCCACGAAUCGGACUCAGCAGUUGGGGACGAGAUAGAUGACUCGACCAACACCAUAGGAAGCGUCAACGAAGUCUUAACAUACGCUCCGAGUGGGCACCCAAGGGAUAGAGUCCAUGUGCUAUCUACAGGAAAAGUUCAGGCAUCGGUGCCUCGUGAGAGUAACAGAGUACUAGACACAAACAGGUCUGUACUCAGCGACAGGUCUGUACCCAACGUAAGGCCUGUACCCAACGACAGGUCUGUACCUAAUAACAGACCUGUACCCAAGGAAAGGCCUGUAUUCAAGGACAGACCUGUUUCAAAUGACAGGCCUAUGCUCAACGACAAUCCUGUACCUAGAGACAGACAUGAACCAAACGACAGACCUGUAUCCAUCGACAGACCUGCACCCGACGACAUCAGCACUAUCAGAGCAAGGGAUCAUCUUCCAAGAGAAGGACGGCUGGUUGGAUGGAAGUGUAAUCCAAGCAGAGGUGAGGUACCAGUUGACCAUACAAGAACAGCUGGGGAAACAGUUCAGCCGAUCGUAGGAAGCUUUAGAGAAGCAACGACGCAUGAAACUGCUAAACAACAUGUUGGAAGGGAACGCCAACAACCCGCAAGGGGCUGUUUGAGCACAGGUCAAGUACUAACACACCCUAUAGGCGGCGUAAAACAGGUUGUUAACCCGCCGGUGCAUAACAGAUUCGACAAUGCAACAUACGAUCGUUUCUAUCAGCCCCAAGAGAAGAGGAUAGUCGAAGCUUCCAGUAGUGUUUCAGCAAGUUCAGGCGGGCCUUACUACAUAAGCUGUAGGGAAGAAGUGGUUGGACCCGUAGAGUUUAGCAAAGUCGAACCCAGUUCACUUGAAGACGCCGUUGCCGACUAUCUCCAACAAAAGCACGCCAUAGAGCAAGAUCCAACAAUAAGGGGGUGUCAUCAGAACACGGAUAAAGGGCCAUCCGGUGUUGAUAGUGUGUACGUAAGUCACGCGAGGUUAGUCCUGAACAACAUCAAAAGUUCUCAGAACGUGGGCACAGGUGCGGAGCAUUCCCUGAAGCAUCCGAAAAAUGAAGAGCAGCGAUUCACAACAAGACACCAGACUACAGGGGAAAGCUUAGUGGAUAAAGAAGCAGGCUUUUCUCCUGACACGACGCCAAAGCCAUUGGAGCUGUUUGAGCACAGAAGGGUCAGUAUCAGUAGGGGUCUAAAAUUGCCCGAAGAGGACUUGAGUACUCGUGGUAACUUCGCGCCAACAGAAAGACAGCAGCAAGGAUACAGACUCAGAAACAGAGAGCAAGCCAACAAAGACGUUCAACAGGCCGUGCAAGACAUGUUUACAAAGUACAUGGUGACAGGGCAUGGGUUAGCUACCACUGGACAGCACCAGCUGUCUCCGGACCAUUCUAGUAGUAGCGGCACUAUUGCAACAAACAACAAAAGAUCCCAAGCCAUAUUUCGUCCGGCACGUAAGCUGCUCGGGAUGAAUGCAGACACAAAGGCCACAAGGAUCGCUCGUGCUGUGAACCUUGCAAAUAAACCAGAUUUAGGGUUGAAGUCUGAAAGCUUCGAGGAGGGCAGACCUGUACCACAGCACAAAACCACGAGCGGACUUGGAGUUCAAUCUUGGACUGCGACCAAAGAUUUUUCAGCACGUUCAACACAAGAGGUACCGGGGACUCUUAAUACAGCACUUGGUCAGAAGUAUGCACUGAAAGCCAAUACGACUGAAGAGGACAUGCAGACAUCGCAGUCCCAAAACAAAGUUCGGUCGCACACAGGUGGGGGCAAACCCAUUGGAACGGAACCACAUUCGGAGGGUCAAUGCUCGUCAACACAGCAAGAUGCAAAUUCUGCCACCCUCACUUCGUCAAAGGUCGCGUCAGGUGAACAGAACAGGUUGGGUGAUUCUUCAGGCACCCACGUGCGAGUAAACACGCACACCUCAGGAGUGUCACCAGCAGGUUCACAACUACCGAAGUCUGAGGAUCAGUCGAAGGUGUUGGAGAAAACUGGAGGAAUGGGACAAGAGAUGAACGCAGGGCCCUUCAAGGCUGGGUUACGGCUACGGCUCUCGGGCAGAAGAGGCAAGCCGAGCUCCAGAGAUGUCCCCACUCGUCCCAUGAGCGUGAACAUGGCGAUGUCACUACAGGAUACAGCAUCGGCAAAACCUAAGCGACAAGAUCACCGUAAUGCAGGGGCAACGUCGACUGGCAGAACAGACAGACGACAACAGGCGAAAACAGACUCUACAGCAGCUCGAAGGGGUUCGGAUUCUUCCCUGGCAGUUAGAAUAGCCAGAGUGCUGCCUCAGAGACGGGAAACGAGUGAUGGUUCUCAGCAAGACAUGGCAGCCCAAUCCAGUCUCCCCAGGAUUAUCCCUACACUAUGCGGCGUUGGCCACACCUGGAUCACUCUAAGAUGGACAGUUUCCGAAGUCAAAAACUACAAAGCUUAUCAAGUUCAGUACCAGAAGCAUGGCGGCCCUGUGAACGUGACACCUUUUCGGUACGGCAGUACCAGAGAAACGGUUGAUAACCUGUCCCCUGGGACAACCUACACCAUGCAGGUUCGUGCCUUGGACAUGGAAGGACUGGUCCACUGUAGCAACAAGGUGGACAUGAAGACGUCAAGUCGCCGUCUGGCCGUGCCUCCACAAGCAGAGACUGCUGCUAAACUCCGUCAGGCGGUCCAACAAGCCAGGCAGAAUAAAGAGCAAGACACAAAGUCAAAGAAGACUUCCCGAUGGGGGAUCAGUCAUCUGACGUCCAGUUUUAGAAGAAAGAAGAAGAAAUCAGCAACCAGCGAGUCCGACACGGAAAGCAAGGCGUCUUACACGGAGUCUCCGACGAGCGGGAGACGAGAGUCAAACGUGAGAAGAUCGUCCAUCGAUUCCCAAGACUCAGAAAUCUCCACGAUGUCCACAAUCAGCCGAACUUCGCGGAAGUCUCAGAAGAGAGUUCACUUCAAAGAGGAGGACAUCUCCAAGGCUUAUGACAUCCGGGAGAUGCAGGCUCUGUACCCGGAACUCAGCAAGGAAGAGAAAGUCAUCGGUGAUAAUGUUCUUUUGCCAGAGAGCACCAAACAAGUUGAUGAAAGGGACCAUCAUACUAAUGACGAAAGAAAGGCAGAGGCAGAAUCAAAACAACAGGCUGAUAUCCAGAGACGACAGCAGGUUUCGUCUCCCGUCUUCAUGAGCCUCAUGGACCAGGGCGAGGAAUCAGAAGCGGAAACCUUCAAGCGAGUUGCCGAUAACGUCAGGGGCACACUCGGGAUGUCCAUCAAAAAGGUGUCCGUUGAAGUGCAAACACAGGAGGGAGGAAUCUUUCGACCUGUCGUUCGCGCUCCCACCGUCAGGGGGAGUGGUGAAGACAUUGUGUCAUCUAAGCCGUCCGACAGGUCGGCAAGUUCGCCAGAAUGGGACACUAACGUGGAUUCAAACAUUGCCCAGACGAGUCCAGGAUUUCGAAAUGUCAAACGUGAAAGGACGUGGCAAGAGAUCAUUGAAGAAGACUACGACCCCAAGGAGGGCUGGAAGAACGUCCAAGUUGGUGACAAGAUGCGUUUCAUAGACCUGGAGGCGAUCAAACCAUACAGAAAGGUUCUUACACAUGCAGGUUACUAUGGAGACAAGUCCAACGCCAUCGUGGUGUUCUCGUCAUGCUACAUGCCCAACAACAGUCUGAAAGACUACAAGUACAUCAUGGAAAACCUCUUCCUAUACAUCCUCAGCUUCCUGGACAAAAUUGUUGAUGAAGAAUACAAGAUCGUCUUCCUAAACUACACCAAGGAGAGGAGCAACCUACCCUCGGUCACGUGGCUCAAGUCCUGCUAUGAUCACAUUGAUGCAAAGUUUAAGAAGAAAUUGAAGGGUUUGUUCAUCGUGCAUCCCACCAUGUGGCUGAAGAUGCUAGUUCACGUGUCCAAACCGUUCGUCAGUUCGAAGUUCUCCAAGAAGCUGCAGUUCGUGGACAACUUUAAGGACCUCCAGAAGCAGCUUCCUGUAGAUCCUGAGGCCAUUCCUGAAGACGUCAAGAAAUUUGAAGAAGAGUUGGUAGGAAGUACUUCCAACAAAAGAGGAACCUUCGCUGCGCUGAAGGCGGCACUGGGAAGGGAAGUCCAGCAAGGCAGUGUGCCGGAAAACGCGUUCUGUGCUCCAUAUAACAAGGGACUUGCUAGUAGCAUGUGGGAAGGGUUUCCAACACUGCGGUUGUAGGAUGUUAUUAUCUUCAAGUUUAGCUUUCAUGUUUUUGUGCUUUUAGUUUUCAUAAGGCACAACAAACUUUACUCUAUCAUGUCUAGCUUUAGUUGUUGCAAUAGAAAUGUAUUGUCAGUGCUGAAUAUAUAUAGGUUAGAAUGAGCUCUUUGCUACAUUGCUCAAGUUAGCAGUGUAUAUCUUUUGGACAACAUAACUUCGUGUUUGUAGUUGUAAAUUUGGUGAGGGUAAUGCUGUUCUAAUGUUAGCUUGUAAAUUUAGACUUACGCUGCAUGUUACAUUGCUAUUACUGGUGCAAAAUGAUACAUAUUGUUUCAUGCAGUGAUUCACCGUGAGUGAUUAUGGUGCUGAAGUGACUUAUUUGUUGCAGUGUUUAAGAGAAACAAAAAAGGGAUUGGUGUGUGGGAUAUAACUGCAUGCAUGUUUGAAAAUGAAGCAUGUCUUUUAUAUGUUAAGUUUGAUAUGCCAGCACCGAAGCUAACAACGUUCGAUACAUACAGAGACAUCUGUACAUGCUUGUUAGACUUUGUAGACCGUCAGGUUUAUCCUGUGAGGGAUUUCAACAAAAAUAAAGUGUUUUUUUCUCUAAGGAA
Molecule: messenger RNA, 5495 nt
Organism: Branchiostoma floridae (Florida lancelet)
Lineage: Eukaryota; Metazoa; Chordata; Leptocardii; Amphioxiformes; Branchiostomatidae
Exons: 16
Coding region: 334-4902 (1522 amino acids)
Cellular component (GO): cytoplasm
Molecular function (GO): zinc ion binding; protein binding
Source: RefSeq, a predicted model, not a curated record